AUUGCUUUGACUGGCGUGUGUAUUGUUGCCACUGUUACCUGAAGCUAUCGAUCAACUACGUCAAUGAACACUAAUUGGUUCUCGUUGGUCAGACGCUAACGGAUAUGGCGAUGUGAUUAAAAGGGCAACAUUUUACUUGCAAAAUAUAGCUUUCUUGAUGUUCGACAACAUACUUUUUAAGAACAGGAAUAUUCCAAUGGUGUGAAUGGGUCGUUCAUUAGUGGAUUGUACGGUCGAACAUGGCAUACUGCGUUUCCGCAAGCUGCACGAGAGGUGUUUUGUAUGGAUUCGUUCUUGUAGCAUUAUGUAGCCAGCGAAUCCACUCCCUCAAUUUGACGUGUUACACGUGCACGGCUACGGUGCCAAGUGACCCUUGUGUCCAUUCACCCAACCAAUCAGAGGUGGUCAUGUGUGCUGAUGAUAAACCAUUCUGUCGUGUGUUACGUGUGGAUUCCCAGUACGGGGACCUCAUGAGCUUUGCCCGGGGGUGCUCCUCCGUGUGUAAGAACCACUGUGGUAUCUGGGGAGACGAUGUGGAUGAGGAGAGAUGUCACUCCUGCUGUCGUACCCAACUGUGUAAUGUAGGUAAUGGAUAUGUGAGGCCUUACACACUGUCCGGCGAUCUUCUGACAAUAACACUGGCCAUGGUCUACAUUGUACAACUGAACUGACGGACCGAAUGGAUGGUGGUUAACUGGUAAUAAUACUGCGCAUAAUUUACAUUCAACAUCGGAGCUGAGAGACAGCACAAAUUUACCUUUUAAUUGAUAUUUAUCUUCGAUGAUAGUGAUAACUUGGAAAAAGCACUCACCAUGAUCUUCAUUUUAUAUUGGAAAUGAGGGGUCAAACAGACUAAGAGUUUAACAAUGUAUGUCGUUAUGUGACCAUCGUGUAAAUACGUUUUACUUUUGAAACAUCAUUCCUUUUUUAAACAAUUUUAAGCAUGUCAGUGACUUGAAUGCAAUUUCAUAUGAUUAAAGGUACUGUAUGUUUUCACUGUGAAUAUGCACACAGCUGCUACACAAGAACUAUAACCAAACAGUGAAUGACAAUAUCAGAGCCACAGGCUGUAAUCGCUAAAUCUUCCAUCGAUUAUGUCAACACUCAACUAGUAAGCUACCUGCAAUGAAAAAUGAAGAGCUAUGUCGAUAACGCCAAAUAACGAUUCGUAUUUCAAAACAAUAUGGCGAGUAAUACCUUGUGAAAAAUAGCAAAUGAUAACUGAGGUUGAGAAGCAAAAAGACUAAAGUGUCCCCCGUCUUUCUUUCACUUUUCAAAAGAAAACCUUUAUCUUAAAAGAACUGAGCGUAUAAUAUUUCACUUAUAUAUAUAACACUUCAAAACAUCGAUUAGAUUUGUGUUUCACUGAAUAAAACCUCAUUUGAGGUUUAGGAAAAUGACGCCAAACUCUAUGAAUUACGUGUUUAGACCUUUCGAAUCAGUUGCAUUAAUCACAAAUGAAAUGUCAACGAAUGGACUAUUUUGAAAACUUUGUUAUUCUUCCCUGUGUCAUCACCUGAUACCUUAUUUUGAGAUGAACGCCAUGACGUCUGAGAUUCAAAUUUACUCAUUAGUUAUUUUGCUAUCUAUGUCAUACCUGAAAUAUAUUGGGCAGGUGAUUUCGUAUAAGGUGGCAAGUAUCUACAAUUAAUACAUCUCAUUUUCUCACUUGGACAGACACAUCAGCAUGACAGCCAUUUUGUCAUUUUUGUUUUGGAAGGUAUUUAUCUGUGAUACAUUUGAGUCAUAAGAAUCGUUUAUUUAACAAUUUAGUCACAUAGUUAAUUUACCAAUGAAGCAAAUACAUUUUUAACACUUUUGUAACAUAUUUUCUUUGGCGUUGUCUUUUUCAAAGCUUCGGUGCCAUAUCAAUUAUCCAUAUCGUUACGUCAAUAUACAAUGUAACAAACAAUUACAAUGGCAUAGCUACUAGAUAUAAUUUUUAAUUUUUAAUCACAUACGCAAGACUGUAUUUGAUAUGCAAAUCACUUAGUAAAAUCUCGAUGGUAAAAUUUGAACUUAACCAACAGGGUGUCCACUUGAAACAUCACAAGACAAUUUCAAAAUAAAGUACGAU
Messenger RNA from Mizuhopecten yessoensis (Yesso scallop), 2077 nucleotides. RefSeq names its product prostate stem cell antigen-like. The record is from RefSeq and is a predicted model, not a curated record. Lineage: Eukaryota; Metazoa; Mollusca; Bivalvia; Pectinida; Pectinidae. Bases 240 to 671 code for a protein of 143 amino acids. The transcript is spliced from 3 exons.